Messenger RNA from Glycine soja, 2320 nucleotides. RefSeq lists its product as uncharacterized. Gene Ontology annotation, molecular function: hydrolase activity, hydrolyzing O-glycosyl compounds. Gene Ontology annotation, biological process: carbohydrate metabolic process. The record is from RefSeq and is a predicted model, not a curated record. Lineage: Eukaryota; Viridiplantae; Streptophyta; Magnoliopsida; Fabales; Fabaceae. The transcript is spliced from 14 exons. The coding region runs from base 90 to 2060 and encodes 656 amino acids.
UAAUGAACUAAAAAUAAUGGAGAUUCUUUUUUAAUGAGUAUACAAUAACCUUGUGACCAAACGAAACAGAGGCACCAGAAAAAGCAAUCAUGAAGUGUUUCUCCUUAUCCUCAAUUUCUCUUUUCAUUCUCCUCUUUCUCUGUUCCGAGAGUGUGUCCUCUCAAAAUGUAUCCGAGAGUGAGCAGCAGCAAGCUAGCAUUCCUCCAAGAGGUUGGAACUCCUAUGAUUCCUUUUGCUGGACAAUUUCUGAAGAAGAAUUCUUACAGAGUGCUGAAAUAGUUUCUCAACGUCUCCAUGAUCAUGGAUACGAGUAUGUUGUAGUGGAUUACCUCUGGUAUAGAAGGAAAGUAGAGGGCGCUUAUCAUGAUUCUCUCGGAUUUGAUGUGAUUGAUGAAUGGGGGAGGAUGGUUCCUGACCCAGGAAGGUGGCCUUCUUCUGAAAAUGGGAAAGGAUUCACUGAAGUAGCUAAUCAAGUACAUAGCAUGGGUUUAAAAUUUGGGAUUCAUGUCAUGAGAGGGAUAAGCACACAAGCUGUCAAUGCAAACACCCCUAUCCUUGAUACAACAAUGGGAGGUGCUUAUCAAGAAUCUGGUCGAGUGUGGUAUGCAAAAGACAUAGCAAUCCCGGAAAGGGCUUGUGCAUGGAUGUCUCAUGGUUUCAUGAGUGUAAAUACAAAGUUGGGAGCUGGGAAAGCCUUUUUGAGAUCCCUUUAUGAGCAGUAUGCUGCAUGGGGUGUUGAUUUUGUGAAACAUGACUGCAUAUUCGGGGAUGACUUUGAUUUAAAUGAAAUAAGCUAUGUGUCUGAGGUUCUCAAGGAGUUUGAUCGCCCCAUUGUAUAUUCUUUGUCUCCUGGAACCAGUGCGACACCAGCAAUGGCCAAGGAUGUCAGUGGACUGGUCAAUAUGUAUCGUAUAACAGGAGAUGACUGGGAUACAUGGGGGGAUGUCAAAGCUCAUUUUGAUAUAACAAGGGAUUUUUCGAAUGCUAAUAUGAUAGGAGCAAAAGGUUUAAUGGGGAACUCCUGGCCUGAUCUGGACAUGCUACCAUUUGGAUGGCUAACUGAUCCUGGUUCAAAUGAAGGUCCACAUAGGUAUAGUUACCUCAAUCUAGAAGAGAAGAAGACACAGAUGACUCUGUGGUCGAUGGCAAAGUCUCCCCUUAUGUAUGGAGGGGAUGUUCGGAAGAUUGAUCCUAGCACAUAUGAUGUUAUAACAAAUCCUACCCUUUUGGAGAUUAAUUCUUUUAGCUCAAAUAACAUGGAGUUUCCUUAUAUCACAAGCGUGAAUAGUGAAGAUCAGGAUCUUGGUAGGCCAAUGAGAAGAAGCAGCAUGGAAAUAAAAACAUCCUACACUCAUUCAUUGGGCCUCACAAGCUGCACUGAGUCAAAGGCCAGCGGUUGGGCUAGUGAAAGUCUUAACCAAUACCUUGAAAGAAUAUGCUGGAAAAGGAGUUUAGGAAACAAGCAUCUUGCCCCCUUCUGUGUGCACAAGAGGGAACUUUACUUCCCAUUUGAUGAAGCGAGUAUGUAUCAAGAGUAUCAUCAAAGGAAACAUCAUUUAGUUGCAACUAACAGAAUAAAAUUUUGCUUGGAUGCUUCUCCAAAACGCAAGCUUACUUCUAAAGAGUUCAAGAGAGGGACAUUUUCUCCCUGCAGUUGGGAUUCGAAUCAGAUGUGGGAGUUGAACCCUAAUGGGACCCUGGUGAAUAGUUAUUCUGGCUUGUGUGCAACAGUAGAAUCUAGUGAAGAUACUAUUAAUUCUGGUGGCUUGCACUCUUGGAUUGCUACAGGAAGAAAAGGAGAAGUCUACGUUGCUUUCUUCAAUCUAAGUGAACAGAAGAGGGUAAUAUCUGCAAAAACAUCAGACCUGGCUAAGGUUCUUCCUGGCAGAGACUUCAGUUCUUGUCAGGGCAGUGAAGUGUGGAGUGGAGAUGCUAUAGAAAUAACUCAGGGAACGUUAUCAACGGCAGUGGAAGUGCAUGGAAGUGCACUAAUUGUUCUCAAUUGCAACGAGUCCCCCCUCCUUUCCCCAAAAAUAGAAAGAAAGAAAGAAAAUAAGUAAAGCAAAAUGGCAUUUCAUUGGCUGACUUAGUGUAUGCUUGAAAAUCAGGUGGAAAAUGACUUUGGAGGCGAAAGUACUUUAAAAAAAGAUCAGAAUUCUUGUUUUGACUUUUAUCCAUUGGAUCUGUAUUGAAACAUAUGUCGUAAUAAUUUCAACUUACCAAACAUACACUUAAUGUUUUCUAUUCUACACCACUUCCUAUGUUUGAGGUGAGUAACUUAAAAUAAGAGUAAGUGAGUUGCCUAAUAGGCAUGCACUUA